CAACCGGAAGUUAGCAUCAUAGCACACGCGGUAGCUGAACGAUUUGUGUUCUCGUACUGUCGUAAACAUCAAAAAUGUUGAAAGAGUUGGUAAGGGAGCGACUGAUUUCGGCCGCCGACGAAAUCUUCGGAUUAUUUGAAAAAACGAUCGCAUCGUACGAAGAGCAAUUAUGUCGAGUCAGAGAGGAGAGUGAGCGCCAACGACGACAACUGGAAGAUGUUUGCAAGACUCAAAUUGUCAUUCGCAUGGAAGAUGUCCAGUGGUCGCUUGCUCAUCAGGCAGAACUUCCCUCACAGUUGCAAGAGCAGCAACAACAACUAGAGACCAGUGUGAGUGCUUUGCCACUGAAUGGAGAAUCUGUGGAAGAGUGCAAAGAGGAACCAACCGAGCUUUGGCAUCACAGUCCCAGCGGAGACCCGCGUGAAAAACCAGCGCCUGAAGACCUCCAAACGCCACUCGUAAAAAUUGAACGCAUAGAAGAAGAAGAACCUUUGAGGAGGAACGCAGACUGCGAAGGUGACGACAGGCCAAAGAAACAAACUCCCUGCAAAAAGGAAACGAUUCCCUGCAGAAAGAAAACAACUCGCGACAAAAAGAAAACAACUCCCAGCGAAAGGCACAAGUCUCAGAAAUGCUCAGCAGGUAAAGAAAUAACCCACAGCUGCUCAAUUUGUCACAAAAGAUUUUCUCGAGCCAGAGAUAAGACAAGACACAUGAAAACACACACAGGGGAAAAGCCUUUUUGCUGCACAGUUUGUAGCAAAACAUUCUUUCGAAAGGAUCAGAUGGAAGAACACGCAAGAAGGCACACUGGGGAAAAACCCUACGGCUGCUUCGUUUGUGGUGCAGACUUUGUUCGAAAACUACAUUUGGAUAUGCACAUGAGAAUCCACACAGGAGAAAAACCCUUCGGCUGUUCAGAUUGUGGUGCAAAGUUUGCUUGGAAAGCAAGUUUGGAUAUACACAUGAGAACCCACACAGGAGAAAAACCCUUUCCUUGCUCGACAUGCGGGAAACGAUUCACGACCAAGACGAACUGUGGAAUGCACAUGAGAGUACACACAAGAGAAAAACCUUUUCCUUGUUUUGACUGUGAUGAAAGGUUUGCUCAUAAAUUUGACGCUACACAUGCGGACACAUGAAAAGUAAAACUUUUUUUUUUUAUUUCUGAAGAAGAGUAAAUGCUGUUUAGCUGUGUUGUACCAAUGUGGGGCAAUACUUGUAUGAGCCAUGUUUUGAUUUUGGGCCUCUAUAUUUUUCAAUAUAGUUAGUUAUUUUGAUUUGACUUUUGUAGUUUAAUUUCUCUUCCACCUGAACCAUUAGUUCCAGUUUGUUAUAAUUGUUUGUUUUUUUAAAGCUUUGUUUUUAGUGUAGUUUCAGUAAUAUUUUGUUUUUUGUAAAAUGGGGAGUAUUUGUGAAGUUCAAGUUAAAAAAAACGUCGUGUAAUAAAGUGACUACUAUUCUCUAACAACUCUUCCUUCCUCUGCACAGCAGAACCAAAACAGACGCAUUUCAAAUGUACCCAGAAAGCUCAAGUAUGAUUUGACUUUUUCCAUGAUAAAACUUUACUUUUUUUUUUAGUCACUGGAUCCUUUCAUUUCUGUCUCUCCUUAUCCUUCACACACUCCGUUUCCACCUCACCAUUCAGAAUGAGCCGCCAC
This is a messenger RNA of Syngnathus acus (greater pipefish), 1661 nucleotides long. Its product is annotated as gastrula zinc finger protein XlCGF57.1-like. Lineage: Eukaryota; Metazoa; Chordata; Actinopteri; Syngnathiformes; Syngnathidae. The transcript has 2 exons. Gene Ontology annotation, cellular component: nucleus. Bases 75 to 1142 code for a protein of 355 amino acids. The record is from RefSeq and is a predicted model, not a curated record.